Folsomia candida is the source of this 936-nucleotide messenger RNA. RefSeq lists its product as uncharacterized. Lineage: Eukaryota; Metazoa; Arthropoda; Collembola; Entomobryomorpha; Isotomidae. Bases 286 to 735 code for a protein of 149 amino acids. The transcript is spliced from 3 exons. The record is from RefSeq and is a predicted model, not a curated record.
UUUGAGCAGAGUGGAUUGCGUCAGCCUGAAAAAGUAAUACUGACUGACCAUAUUCCGCCUGUUUAAGCAGCCGAGUAAGCCUCCACCUUUUUUAAGUCAACACCAAAAUUUUUGAACGAUCUUGUAAUCAUUAAAACCAGGAUUUGAUAUUGUGACAGGCAAACACGCAUUUGUAGGAUAAUAAACUUUUGGUGAAAAAUCUACAUAUGUAUGUAGGUUCUCGAGUUAACGUGAUUGAUAACAUUUUCAUUUACGUCACUGGUUUUUAGCACCAACGCAACAAAAAUGAUAUAUUCUACACAUAUCGCGAACGCGUUUAAGACGCAGCAAAAUGCGACAUCUAUUGUCGUAGUGAUUACCACAAGCAAGUUGGCAGUGACCCAAAUUGACCAGGUUCACAAAUUAUCAGGUGGAAUUUCAGGGAACUUGGAUGGAUUGAGUGGAAACCUAGGUUUCGCAAGUGAGUCGAAAAGUCACGCCGAGCUAACUUUUGUCCACUCGAAGUUUAAAAUUCGUCGUUUUAAUUCCCACCGAUGGGUAAAUAAUGCUCCUGAAGAAUACAUGACUGUGAUCGGGGUUGAUGAUGCGGGAAGCUUUGUGGCCGAACUUUGUCAAAAUUAUCCCAUCGUGGCCGACAGAUCCUAUAUUUUUGACCACUUUGGGAACAUUCGACAUCAAAAGUAUGGUUAUGGACAUUUCAUCGACGAGCACGGGCUUGAUUGGAGUCGGCAGUGAUUAAAAAACAAGAAAUAUUAUGGCACCAUAAAAUCGUAUUUAUGUUUUCUCGGUUCCCUGAAACUGCAUCAGGACAAAGACGUACGUCGUUAGAAAUCCAAAUAUCUAAAAUAAAUAAUCCAGAAAUUUAAAAAUUUAAAAAUUAGUUUCAAAUUUGCUCAAUGAAAUGAAUAUAUAGAUUAAAAAGAAUAUAUUUACUUA